CGCACUGGACAGGGUGAGCAAGCGAGGGAAAGAGAAUGACAGCAUCAUCAGAUAUCAUCCGUUCAAAAUCAAACUGCGACUAAAUAACAAUAGACAGACCCACUGCCAUCUGAGUUGUGACACCAGCAACAGAGAUCUGGACUUGUUCAGCUGAAAACAGAGGAACAACAAGGCUGAUAUUAGCAGAGAAUGGAAAUCUGCCUUUAAUCUAGGAUCACAGAAUCCACUGAAACCACUUACUUUUUUUUACCAAUAUUAUCAACAUAAUUCAGACUGUCAAGAACAACAGUGAAGAGAACCUCCAUCCACAAACCACCAAUAUAACCUUGAAAACAAUAUAUGUAAAUAUAUAUAUAUAUAUAUAUAUAUAUAUAUAUAUAUAUAUAUAUAUAUAUAUAUAUAUAUAUAUAUAUAUAUAUAUACAUACAGCAAUCUGAUGAUAGAGGACCUGUCUCUUAUUGCAGGCUGCAAGAGCUCAUAGCUGAUAUUCUUUCUGAUAUUAAUGUCUCCUGAAGUGAGAGUAUAGAAGGUAACCAAAGCAUGCUCUAAAAAGUCAAAACUGCAGAGUUACUAAAAACUGAAGACAUUGGUAAAUAUCAAGGGGAGCCAAAAGUUUAUAUGAAAAACAUUCUAGUUAUAGGAAAUUGUUUAUGGAUGCUUCAUUCAGAAUUAUACAUUACAUCCUAAUUAAAGAGUGGAAAGGCAGAAAUAUAUUUUACAUAAAAGUUGAAAAGGGCAAAAAAUACACCAGGCUUAACAAAAUAAAACAACUGCAAUUCAUGGGAUGGACUGAAAUCAAAGCUGCUCGCUUCCAUUUGGAUGGCUGGAUGGUUUCAUUACUUCUGUGAAGGUGCGGGUAGGAACCAGCAUGUUGCUGAUAUUGAAUAAGAAUCUUCAUGAUUCCAGUGUAUAGGUAAUUUAGAAUAAUACAAACCACCUGGAACUGACUGCUGUGCCUGUGCAAAGCCUUCUCACUUUGGAGGAGAAUUAUGGAGGUCUACAAUGAACUUGUGGACCAGAUGACCAACACAACAGCAGAGAACAACACUUAUGGGCACUGGAAGCCUUUCUCCACAGUUUCCUCCAUGGAACUCGGGGUAAUUUCUAAUGGACAGUCCAGAAUCAGAGAUCUAAUUGGGAUUUUUUUCAUGGUGUUGCUCAGCAUCAUUGCACUGCUGGCCAACACAGCUGUGAUUGUGGUCAUUAUCAAAUCGCCGCAGCUGAGGAAGUUUGUUUUCGUAUUCCAUCUGUGUGUGGUGGACCUUCUCUCUGCCAUCUUCUUGAUGCCUCUGGCGAUUGUUUCCAGCUCCCAUUUUUUUGGCACAGUGAUGUUUAGCCUGUUGGAAUGUCAGGUUUUCAUAUUCCUAAAUGUUUGCUUGAUUUGUGCAUCUAUUCUCACCGUCACGGCCAUCAGCAUUGAACGAUAUUACUACAUAGUCUAUCCCAUGAGGUACGAGGUUAAAAUGACAGCUGGCCUAGCCGUAGCCGUCGUGGUUUUUAUAUGGAUCAAGUCAAUUUUACUGGCCUCCAUUCCGCUGUUGACCUGGCCUACUUAUGGAAUUCAAGGCCCAACCAAUGCUACCAAUUGCUCUUUAUACUGGAGCCCCAUUGACUACAAAAUGGUCUUUGUCAUCAUUUUCAGCAUCCUUUGUUUUUUCCUACCAACUAUUAUCAUCUUCAUUGUCUACUGCAGUGUUUAUAAGGUGGCAAGGAUUGCAGCCUUGCAGCAAGGGCCUGUCCCUUCAUGGGUUAACAGUUCAAAGAGCCGCUCAGACUCAAUUAACAGCCAAACAACCAUCAUCACCACAAGGAAUCUUCCUCAAAGACUGUCUGCUGAGAACAUCUUUGGGGGAAGCAAAGCUGCUUUUACUUUGAUCAUUAUCGUAGGCCAAUUUCUGCUCUGCUGGUUGCCUUUCUUUUCCUUUCAUCUCCAUUUGUCAGUCAAUGAGGCUGUCAGAAGCCCUGGAGAUGUAGAGACCAUAGUUACCUGGCUUGCCUAUUCCUCAUUUGCUAUUAACCCUUUCUUCUAUGGACUACUGAACCGUCAGAUAAGAGAGGAACUAAGUAAGCUCAAAAGGUGCUACAUGACCAGGACUACAGAGUUGGGCCUUUCAAGCCAAGAAGGUUCCAUCCAGGAGAACUUCCUGCAGUUCUUACAAAGGACCAGCUGCACAGUGGAAACCAGGUCAAGCCGCAUCAAUUCCAGCCCCAGGAACACUCUGGACCAAACUGGUUUCAGAAUCCCAGGUCAAAUCCCAGAAUAAUUUAUAAGAAAUGUAAAGUAUGCACACAUACUAGAAGACCAUUCUUGCAAUAACUGUGGCUGUUGAUCCUGGACUUAGAGGUCAGUUACAGGUUCAAAUGAGGUAUUUUUAUUUCUUUCAAAAAAGAAUAACAAUAUUACUGUUGUGUGAGAUGUUCAAAUGACCUAAGACAGCAGCCAGUGUGAGCACUGUGUACAAAACAGAAGAAUGCCUUUGUUCAUUUUUGUUUACACAAGGAGAACAGUGGAUAGUGAACAAAGAAUUCCUUUCUUAAAUUGGUUUACUGCUUUUUCACAACUAAGUAUCUGUAAGAAUUGUGUGGGUUACUUUAAUUUUUAAUUAUAAUUAUUAUUCAUUUUCCUCAUUACAAAACAGUAGUUGGGAGUCAUGGUCAUGAGAUAUACACAUAUAUGAAGAGAAUAACAUCAGUAAAAUUAAUAUAUAUAUAUAUAUAUAUAUAUAUAUAUAUAUAUAUAUAUAUAUAUAUAUAUAUAUACAUAAAUCUACUAUAACCCCUUUCACACUGGCACACCUAUCUGGGUCGGACCUGGGUUCUGGCUGCCUGGGUCACAAUCCCGCGUAGUGUGAAACCACGUACCUGGGUCAUACCCAGGUCCCAGCGACCCAACUCAGGAUGUGGGUCGACAUGCUUUGACCCGGGUUGAGCGAGACAAAAUGCAUGACAGCCGUUCUUAAGCUGACGAAAUAAAAAAAUAGCCACGUCUGCGUGAAGGUUUCACUUCUGCAAGAAAUGUUUUUGUUUAUUCUGUUUAGCCAUAUUUUUGUUGCUUGAGACAUGUCAUGAGCCAGAUUGCAGCAGGGAUGAAGAAACAUUUGCUCUAAUCAACAUUUGGGCCGACGGUUCAAUCCAGAGAAGCUUGGAUUGAAGCGUCUGUAACAAGCUGCUUCCAGGGCAUUGAUACGCACAUUGUGUACUUGCGUCUGUCAUCGUGUAGCUAAACCGCAUGACACCGGGUCCUGCCGAGGUAUGUUCUGACCCGGGUAGAGCAUGCCAGUGUGAAAGGGGCUAUAGAAGUAGAAUGCAGGUGGUCUCAAAUAAAGCUCCACCUUUAAAUCAGUGUGCAUACAUCUUAAACUAGAUACCUUUUUUAGGAUAGCCAGUCAUCAUCAUCAUCAUCAUCAUCAUAAUAAUAAUAAUAUACUGUAUUUUUACUUUCAAAAUACUUUUAAGUUUUAUGUACAGUUGUUUAUUCUUGAGAAAACCUAGAAUGAUCAGAAGCCCCAGCCUAAUGCAAUCUCACACUGUGGCUAUUCACAGAGUAAGAGUAUGGAUUUUUUAUGAAGAUAUAAACAGGCCACACACACCACUCAUAUAUAAUAUAAAUGCACAGUUAGAUAUAUUAGUCAAUACCCGAUGUUUGUGUACAUGUAAUUUAAUGAAAAAUGAUAGUUUUGAUAGUAGUUGCUUGAUGUUCCUUUCAUAGUCAUAUUAUCUGUCAUAUCCCUGUCUUUGUUCAAAAUGGCAUUCUGGGAUAAAAGUGAUAUUUAUUCAAAUAGAAUAAUUUAAGGGAAUUGUAUUGUUAACUCCUACCAUAUUAUAGUUUGUUGGAAUGCUAUUUAUAAAUGUAUUGUGUUUUUUUUUUUAAAUAAAUAAAUACAUAUAAUAUGA
Molecule: messenger RNA, 3894 nt
Organism: Acipenser ruthenus (sterlet)
Lineage: Eukaryota; Metazoa; Chordata; Actinopteri; Acipenseriformes; Acipenseridae
Product: probable G-protein coupled receptor
Exons: 2
Coding region: 990-2264 (424 amino acids)
Biological process (GO): G protein-coupled receptor signaling pathway
Cellular component (GO): endosome; plasma membrane; signaling receptor complex
Molecular function (GO): G protein-coupled receptor activity
Source: RefSeq, a predicted model, not a curated record